Messenger RNA from Strongylus vulgaris, 644 nucleotides. NCBI's taxonomy places the organism in Eukaryota, Metazoa, Nematoda, Chromadorea, Rhabditida, Strongylidae. The record is from the annotation of a GenBank genome assembly.
AUGGUCGUCCCACAAGCGACUUCUCAACGGCCUGCCACACCUACAUUGUCUAGUUUGGGACAAAAUUAUGCGGGAGCGCUUAAUGCUCCUUACUCCGGACCACUGCCGCCUCCACAACCGGCUCCAUAUCCUCCAAUGAGUGUCAAUGCUCCUGUGAGUCAAAUAGCACAACAGCCAGGAAUGGAACAGAAGUUUGCGCCAUCACAGCCUUCACAGCAGCCCAUGCAAGCACUGAAUGGUCCGCAGAUGUCACAAAACCCCGUGCAGCCUGGGCAGCAACAGCAACAACAAUUUAUGACAAUGCCAACAAAUGGUCAGUUAGGUGGUGUUCCACAAACAGCGCAACCUACUUCAGUAGCUUCUCGCCCAAGCUCGCAGCCGCAGCCAUCCCCUGUGCCACAGAAUCCCCAACAACCAUUGCCGAAUCAAUCCGGGCCAGCUUUUGCUCCUGUUCAACCCAAUAGAAAUUCGCCAUGGCAUAUUGGAGUUGUACCAAGCCAGUCACCAUCUCCUUGGCACAUGGGAGUUGGUCCAAGUGGAGUAGUUUCCAAUACAUCGACUGUUCCUGCUGCUCCCUUGCCCCCACAACAAUACCAACCAGCACCAGUCCAACCGGUGAGUACUUCUCUGUAUUACCGUUAAUA